AUGGAGGAGGACUUAUUCCAGCUCAGGCAGCUGCCGGUGGUGAAAUUUCGUCGCACGGGCGAGAGUGCAAGGUCAGAGGACGACACGGCUUCGGGAGAGCAUGAGGUCCAGAUCGAAGGGGUCCGCACGGGCCUACAGGCGGUCGAACUAGACGAUGGGGCAGCUGUGCCCAAGGAGUUUGCCAAUCCCACCGACGAUACUUUCAUGGUGGAAGAUGCGGUGGAAGCCAUUGGGUUUGGGAAAUUCCAAUGGAAGCUGUCCGUUCUCACCGGCUUGGCUUGGAUGGCCGACGCCAUGGAAAUGAUGAUCCUGAGCAUCCUCGCGCCCCAGCUGCACUGCGAGUGGCGGCUGCCCAGCUGGCAGGUGGCCUUGCUGACCUCGGUGGUCUUUAUCGGCAUGAUGUCCAGCUCCACCCUCUGGGGAAACAUCUCGGACCAGUACGGCAGGAAAACAGGGCUGAAGAUCAGCGUGCUCUGGACUCUGUACUACGGGAUCCUCAGUGCUUUCGCGCCCGUGUACAGCUGGAUCUUGGUGCUCCGGGGCCUGGUGGGCUUCGGGAUCGGAGGGGUCCCCCAGUCGGUGACGCUGUAUGCUGAGUUCCUUCCCAUGAAAGCCAGAGCCAAGUGUAUUUUGCUGAUCGAGGUGUUCUGGGCCAUCGGGACCGUGUUCGAGGUCGCCCUGGCGGUGUUCGUGAUGCCCAGCCUGGGCUGGCGAUGGCUGCUCCUCCUCUCGGCUGUCCCGCUCCUCAUCUUUGCCGUCCUGUGUUUUUGGCUGCCGGAGAGCGCAAGGUAUGAUGUGCUGUCGGGGAACCAGGAAAAGGCCAUCGCCACCCUAAAGAGGAUAGCGACGGAAAACGGCGCCCCCAUGCCGCUGGGGAAACUCAUCAUCUCCAGGCAGGAAGACCGAGGCAAACUGAGGGACCUCUUCACGCCCCAUUUUAGAUGGACAACCUUGUUGCUGUGGUUCAUAUGGUUUUCCAAUGCGUUUUCUUACUACGGAUUAGUCCUGCUCACCACGGAGCUCUUCCAGGCAGGAGACGUCUGCAGCAUUUCCAGCAGUAAGAAGGCAGUGGAGGCCAAGUGCAGCCUGGCCUGCGAGUACCUGAGUGAGGAGGAUUACAUGGACCUGCUGUGGACCACCCUCUCUGAGUUCCCAGGUGUCCUUGUGACUCUGUGGAUCAUCGACCGCCUGGGCCGCAAGAAGACCAUGGCGCUGUGCUUCGUCGUCUUCUCUCUGUGCAGCCUCCUGCUGUUUAUCUGUGUCGGCAGAACUAUGCUCACUCUGUUACUCUUCGUUGCAAGAGCGUUUAUUUCUGGAGGCUUCCAAGCGGCCUAUGUUUACACACCUGAGGUCUACCCCACGGCGACGCGAGCGCUGGGCCUGGGCACCUGCAGUGGCAUGGCAAGAGUGGGUGCCCUCAUCACUCCGUUCAUUGCUCAGGUGAUGUUGGAAUCCUCCGUGUACCUGUCGCUAGCGGUUUACAGCGGCUGCUGCCUCCUGGCUGCACUGGCCUCCUGCUUUUUGCCCAUCGAGACCAAGGGCCGCGGGCUGCAGGAAUCCAGCCACCGGGAGUGGGGCCAGGAGAUGGUGGGCCGAGGGACGCACGGCACGGGCGUCGCCAGGUCGAACUCGGGCUCUCAGGAGUAG
Molecule: messenger RNA, 1647 nt
Organism: Eptesicus fuscus (big brown bat)
Lineage: Eukaryota; Metazoa; Chordata; Mammalia; Chiroptera; Vespertilionidae
Gene: SVOP
Product: SV2 related protein
Exons: 16
Coding region: 1-1647 (548 amino acids)
Biological process (GO): transmembrane transport
Cellular component (GO): membrane
Molecular function (GO): transmembrane transporter activity
Source: RefSeq, a predicted model, not a curated record